UUUACAUUUAAAUAGUAUCGCUGUUUGAUGUAAAUAAAAACUGUGUUUUGUAAUCAAACUAACUUGGCGAGUUGCCAGCCGGGUUCCCGAAAUAGUCGACGUCUCGCAACUAUGAGUAGUUUACGUUAUUUCAUCCGGAGAGAUCGCCAAUCGCGUGAAAAGACUCCAUAAGUCCUCCGGCGCCAUGGACCGCCACCAUCCGCUGCACUCAAGCUUCCACGGCUCCAUGAGGAGCAGGGACUCCUCUUCCACGGCAGGCAGCGACCCCAGAGAGAAAAUCAAAGAUUGUUUCAGAAAAUUUAUAGCCUUUAUGUUUACCCAAGUGGGAGUCGGCGCUCUAGUCGUGUGCUACGCGAUACUGGGCGCAGUUAGCUUCAUGCACAUCGAGAAAGACAGCCCAGAUAAACAGCUGAAAGAAGUAAGGCAGUGGAGACAGAAUUGUGCUGAAAGAUUGUGGAAUAUUACUGUGUCAAUGAAUGUUUUCAAUGAGACAGCGUUUGUGCUGAAAGCUAAUGAGGUGCUGAAGGUGUUUCAGAGUAACAUAACUGCCGCCAUUCAUACAGGGUACAGUGGCAGAACCGCCGAAGAUAUCUGGUCAUUUCCUGCUGCAUUGAUGUAUUCUUUGUCAGUAUUCACUAUGAUAGGCUAUGGCAAUGUUGUGCCCAAGACUGUAUGGGGGAAGCUUGUUACUGUGGCAUAUGCCGGUUUUGGUAUACCAAUCUAUAUUCUUUACUUUUGUAACAUGGGCAAAGUUCUUGCACAGACCUUCAAGUGGCUGUAUAUCACAGCCCAUGAAUGCAGCCGCAGAGAUGAUGCCUUGUUUGAAGAUGGAGAGAUAGCGCCCAAGAGAAAAAUAACAGUACCAUCUACAGCUUGUUUAUGGGUCAUAUCUUUUUACAUACUGACUGGUACCAUAAUGUUUGGGGCAUGGGAGAAAUGGAACUACUUGGACUCGACAUACUUCUGUGUUAUUAGUUUGUGUAAAAUUGGUUUUGGGGACUUUGUUCCGGGAGCCAACAUUGCGGAUUCUGCUGGAGGAUCACACUUAAAAUUAGUGAUAAACUUCAUUUAUGUGCUACUGGGCAUGGGAUUGGUGGCCAUGUGCUACAACCUGAUGUGUGAGGAUGUCAGAGUCAAGGUCAGAGAAUUAAGAGAUGACCUGAAAAACUGCCUCGAUGAUAUCACAUUGAAAAUCACUGUUUGCAUGAAUGAUACCAAAUACUACCACCAUAAACAAACCAGAAACCUGAAAUGAUUGAAGUUGUAUUUUGUUUACAGUUUAUUGAUAUUAUUUUAAGUAAAGAACUGCA
Messenger RNA from Ostrinia nubilalis (European corn borer), 1310 nucleotides. Its product is annotated as TWiK family of potassium channels protein 7. Gene Ontology annotation, cellular component: plasma membrane. The record is from RefSeq and is a predicted model, not a curated record. NCBI's taxonomy places the organism in Eukaryota, Metazoa, Arthropoda, Insecta, Lepidoptera, Crambidae. The transcript has a single exon. Gene Ontology annotation, biological process: potassium ion transmembrane transport; stabilization of membrane potential. Gene Ontology annotation, molecular function: outward rectifier potassium channel activity; potassium ion leak channel activity. The coding region runs from base 185 to 1255 and encodes 356 amino acids.